UAUUAAAUUGGUGCGAGGGUCAAACCUCAUGUCUAGCCUGGAUGGAGCUGUUGCCUAGCAACCAUACAGCCCACUAAACUGAGCUAAUCCUUUUAUAUUUGGGUCGAGAAGCCAUCGAUAUACUGGAUGACUGAUUUUUAUCCUAAAAGUGCGUGUGGCAGUUUUGACGAUUGUUCUGCACUGAUUUUCAUCGAUCAUGUGACAGAUUGGUAUUGUUGAGCUACGUUUGCAGUUCUGUCUAACGUGCUCCACAUUAAUUUCACAUUUACCUCUGCACAAAUGAAGUCGUAUGAAAAGAAUGUUUCCUCUUCAUUUUCACCAAGUACUGAAACCAGAAAAAAGGUCUUGACAAGAGUCUGCCGGGGGAAAAAAAUGUUACAAUGACAUUGCACACGUUAGACUUGUUUUUCUUGAUGUUUUUCCCUCAUUAAGAAGCUUCUUGCUGAGCUAAGGAGUAGCAGAGGUUCAGAAACCUUUAUCUAGUUGGAACAUUUGGCCCGUUGGAUUCACAUCUUUCGUUUGGCCGGCAACUUGAGUUUACAAGAGCUCAAGAUUCACAGUCUUCUCUUAACCUCAGGUGUCACGUCGCCGUGGUCUCCAGCCGAGGUCCGCUUAAUAAAGAUGGAGCGGCGGGGGGAAAGCGGCGACCAGUGACGCAUCGAAUCAAUCGCAGGUGCGUUAAGGCCAAAAGGUGGCUUGGAAAUGCCCCCGCGUUGCGUCUGGAGUCCGUCCCCCACGACCGCCGAUGGAGCUUGACGCGUCGGCUUUCCUCCGUCGGCAUCCAUGAUCGGGUCCGCCCGGCCGAAGGGCUCCAACCAUGUAGCGGCGUCGGUGUCGGGUGAUCCGAAACUUUCCCCCAUCAGCCACUAUGGAAGUGCAGACCACCUCCCUGGUGUUGAUUUACGUGAACGUCACAGUCAACGCUUCCGAUGAGUUCAACUCCACCGAGAGCUCGGAGAAGUCUUACACCAUCGGGCUCUUCCUAUCCUGCCUGUACACCAUCCUCCUCUUCCCCAUUGGAUUCAUCGGCAACAUCCUGAUCCUGGUGGUCAACCUGAACCACCGCGAGAAGAUGACCAUCCCCGACCUGUACUUUGUCAACCUGGCAGUGGCCGACCUGAUCCUGGUGGCCGACUCGCUCAUCGAAGUGUUCAACCUUAACGAGAAGUACUACGACUACGCCGUGCUGUGCACCUUCAUGUCGCUCUUCCUCCAGGUCAAUAUGUACAGCAGCAUCUUCUUCCUCACGUGGAUGAGCUUCGACCGCUACGUGGCGCUGGCCGGCUCGGUGGGCUGCAGCCCGCUGAGGACCAUGCGCCACGCCAAGCUCAGCUGCGGCCUCAUCUGGAUGGCGUCCAUCCUGGCCACGCUUCUGCCUUUCACCAUCGUGCAGACGCAGCACCGCGGCGAGCUCCACUUCUGCUUCGCCAACGUCUUUGAAAUCCAGUGGCUGGAGGUGACCAUCGGCUUCCUGGUGCCCUUCUCCGUCAUCGGCCUGUGCUACUCCCUGAUCGUCCGGGUCCUCAUGCGGGCGCAGAAGCACCGCGGCUUGUGGCCGAGACGGCAGAAAGCUCUGCGCAUGAUCGUGGUCGUGGUGCUGGUCUUCUUCAUCUGCUGGCUGCCCGAGAACGUCUUCAUCAGCAUCCAGCUGCUGCAGGGCACCGCCGACCCGACCCGCAGGACCACCGCCACGCUGUGGCACGACUACCCGCUGGCGGGGCACAUCGUCAACCUGGCCGCCUUUUCCAACAGCUGUCUCAACCCCAUCAUCUACAGUUUUCUGGGGGAGACCUUUCGGGACAAGUUGAAGCUCUUUGUCAAACAGAAGGCCAGCUGGUCGGCCGUCGGUCUCCAUUUGGGACCUUCGGUCAGGACUGAUGUGUCGCAGGUAUGAAACAAUACCUCCCACUUAUGCCUCGUGCAUUCAGUAACCUGCUCACUGUAUGAACAAACCCCCCUCCCCCCAAAACAGGCUCUGUACAUAUUAUUAAUCCCAUUCCCUCCAUCACGUGGAUUACGUUCAACAUCACCCAUGGGAUCAAUCCAUUAAGAAUCAUUCCCGGAAAUGUACAACAGCCGUUGCUUUCUGUAGGCAUAAAAAGCAGAAUUAAAUAAGAUCUUCAGUCCAUCCAUCCAUCCAUCUUCUACCGCUUAUCCGGGGCCGGGUCGCGGGGGCAACAGCUUUAGCAGGGAAGCCCAGACUUCCCUCUCCCUAGCUACUUCUUCCAGCUCUCCCCGGGGGAUCCCGAGGCGUUCCCAGGCCAGCUGGGUGACAUAGUCUCUCCAGCGUGUCCUGGGUCUUCCUCGGGGUCUCCUCCCGGUGGGACAUGCCCGGAACACCUCACCAGGGAGGCGUUCAGGAGGCAUCCGAAUCAGAUGCCCAAGCCACCUCAUCUGGCUCCUCUCGAUGUGGAGGAGAAGCGGCUCGACUCGGAACCCCUCCCGGAUGACCGAGUUUCUCACCUUAUCUCUAAGAUCUUCAGUAACAAUCGAAUUUAGUGUGACACAAAAUAGGACCACCAUCUAGUGGCCAACCAUGGAAUUACAUGCAAAAUAGAGUCACAAACAGUUAAAAAAAAAAAAAACUCUACAAAAUAGCAAAAUCAUGAAUCCGGAACCCAUGAUGGAGGGAGGGAUUACCGUGUUUUUACACCCGUCUAAUCAUUUUAUCAUUCAGGGUAGCCUCAUGCUUUUCUUUCAAUGAUUUCUUUGGCAGCAGCAUUGUGGUCAGAUGCUUCACAACUUAUUCAGUACCAGCCAAUUGUAGACCAAGUCUGAAAAGACGUUUUUGGUAGUGAAUUGAGUGUGAACAUAUCAGUUCUGAGAUUCAAGGUUCAAAUCUGGGCCUCUGGCCUUCAUUAAUGGAGUUGGCAUGUUCUUGCAUUGGUUUUCUCCUGCUACAGCAGCUUCCUCCCACAUUCCAAAAACAAAAUGAAAGACUAUAUCGUCGUCCAUCGGUUGUGAACGUGAGUGCGAAUGCUUGUUUCUCUAUAAAUGCCCUGCGAUUAGCUGGCGACCAGUCCUGGUUUUGCCUUGCUCGCUGCCUCUUUCCUUGCAUGAUCUGCUUGGCUUAAGCACCUUUAACGCAGAAUUGGGCAAUAUUGACCCUGCAAUUUCUUGCCUGGUGAGGCAGGAACAGCAAAUCUGAAACAACAAGACCUCCGCCAAGGCCAAAACUUGUGUUUUUUGGUUUUACCCCAUGGGUGUUGCCAGAAGCUGUUUUUUCCUUGCGUGAUUUGCAAUGCUCUGUGGGCAAAACAAAAUGGGGAUUGGACCACAUUGACCAAGCAAUCGACCUUCUCCAGAGGGAAUAAUCAGAGCCGUAAAAGUGGCAGGCCGACGCCCAAGUAACAGCCUCAAAUCAGAUGCCACCAAAGACCAAAUUCCAAAAAUGUCGGGCUCACUAUUCUGGCUCCGAUGUGGCAAUUUCGCCAGAGUUUUCGCUUGACGCCGGAUGAACUCCAUGACGCAACUGUCACGUUUAUCCAAGUUGUUGUUUUUUUUUUUUCCAUCGUCUCCUGUGGUUUUUCUGUGGCGUUUUCCCAUCAUGUCACAAAGAAAUAUUUUGGAUCCACACCAAAUUUUUCCCUUGCCUAAACGCUGCAAAAAAAAAAAAAAUCAAA
This is a messenger RNA of Hippocampus zosterae (dwarf seahorse), 3623 nucleotides long. It is a transcript of the gene gper1, whose product is annotated as G protein-coupled estrogen receptor 1. Lineage: Eukaryota; Metazoa; Chordata; Actinopteri; Syngnathiformes; Syngnathidae. Gene Ontology annotation, cellular component: membrane. The coding region runs from base 869 to 1894 and encodes 341 amino acids. The transcript is spliced from 2 exons. Gene Ontology annotation, molecular function: nuclear estrogen receptor activity; G protein-coupled receptor activity. The record is from RefSeq and is a predicted model, not a curated record. Gene Ontology annotation, biological process: G protein-coupled receptor signaling pathway; cellular response to estradiol stimulus.